Molecule: messenger RNA, 2428 nt
Organism: Daldinia loculata
Lineage: Eukaryota; Fungi; Ascomycota; Sordariomycetes; Xylariales; Hypoxylaceae
Exons: 2
Coding region: 644-2188 (514 amino acids)
Source: RefSeq, a predicted model, not a curated record
AGCACAAUUACGUCCUAUGUAUUAUGUAAUACCCUACUUUUAUAUUCUCUUCAAAACAAUAUAGCAUUACUAAUCUCUCCGGACAACUUUCUCUUAACUCCGGACGAGAAGCUAGGUGUGUUAGGUUAGUAUCUGACCUGGCAGAGGGAGGACUCUCGUAUGAAGCCGUUCCAGCCGCUGUCAACAACCUUCGGCGCUUAUGGUUGGCCCGGGCUAGACCGCAUAGCCGCGAAUAGUCACAUCGUGCGUCCUCUAGCUGGCGAGUUGAAAGCAUAGCACACCUCAGAGGGUAUAGACUGGAAGAACCAUGUCUAGUAGCACAGCCCUCUCUAUACUCAAGGUCCCGAUAGGGCUUAUACGGCGUGUAUUAGAACAGCUGAGAUUGGUCAGUCAGUCCACUUCACACAUUUUAUAGCUAGGUAUAUCUACCAGUUAUCUCUACAUAUUCACGUUAAGCUGUGAAAUACAUACUAUUUCUUCUACCUACCUACCUACCUACCUAUCUUUCCGUUCAUCUAUGUAGUAUAGCUAUGCGACAACUUGUUUUACUAUAGUUCGUCAGACAAACAUAUACAUACAUAGAUACGGUAGACACGCACAUACAUAACUAACACCACCUCCUCAGCUCUUCUUCCCAAGAAGCAUGGACACGGCCAACCUCACCGCAGCAUGGCUCUCGUUCGCCGUAACGACAGUCGGGCUCGGCGGGCUGAUCUCCCAAGCCAGCGCCAUCAACGACCAGCUGGACCCGUUCCACACGAACCGCACCGCCGAGUACCUCGGGAUAUGGUUCCAGCGGCAACUGCGGUUCCCAUGGUGGUGCAUCACCAAGCCGCCGCCCCUCGGCCCCGCCAUCGCCGCGCGCAUGUCCGACGGCUUCUGCGGCGUCAACGUCCUGCACGUGACGCGCAUUCCCGUCGCGACGCCCGGCAAGGCGGGCUGGUCGACCAUCUUGGCCAUGUUUAACCACGAUCCGCCGUCGCUGCGUGCGGUCGUCGCCGCUGGGGGAGAUGUGGGCGCGGCUGAGAAGGGGGGUGCGAGAACGUCGACGGCGACGCUGGAGAGCGGUGGUGGUGGGAGGGAGUUGGCUGGUGCGCCGGUGCGUAGUGCUAGUUGGUCGCAUGUUGCGCGGAAGUCUCUCAAGAGGCAUCAGUCGCAUGCUUGCAUCGUCAUAUCGCGGACUACGCUUGUUACGAUGCUCGUUGUGACUAAUGGCCGUCCGGUGUUCCAGUAUAGCGACGCUUCUGGGUUUCGGGCUGGCUAUGCUUCGUACUGUGGGCAGUGGUACAUCACCUGGCCCAUCGGACAAGAAGCCAUCGUCAAAUUCGCCGCACACGACUCCAUCGGCGCAACAGAAGUCCUCCCUCGGAGCUUUAUGCAACGAGUUGACCGCUGUGGACAGAUGAUAUCCGGCGUCGUAUCGUCGCCAACGUCCGACUUCGCCGUCGGUUUCAGCGGUCGGAAGCCCAGCGGCACCUACCGGCUCGAACACUCGCCCAAGGGGUUCCAAGGCGCCCACUCCGGCCGACACUUAUACAACAUGCUCGGCGGCCGCGCCUUCGACGUCGAUUUCCUCUACGCGCGACCUAGCAGCACUACGCACACGGGAGAUGGCGAAAUCCAGCUAGACCUACCGAGCAAAGACACCGGCGACCGUACCGUCACCAUGAUCAUCCCUCCCGCCGAACAAGACGUCAUAAAGCGUGCCCUCGACAGCCUGCCCUGGACAUGUCUAUCCUGGAGCAUGCACCGCGGGCUCCGGGACAUCCUCCUAGCCUACGGGAAAUCGACCAUGGACCACUACCGCAAGACUCUAGCCUCGCUUCUGCAGGAGACAGUUACGCAACGACCCGAGGUCUUCCGCUCUCGGGGCUGGGACCCGGAGUUUGUGCGCAGCAGCAUGGGGCCCAUGGCGGCGUCGGCGGUGCUCUCGGGGGGCGGUAACUCGGGGGACUCGGUGCGCGUGGUAACCGACAUCGCGGCGGUAUACGCGGGCGAGAGCUGGGGUUUCGAGAAGCUAGACGAGGUGAAUUUCUGGCGGCUAAGGAAACGGUCGGGUUUUCCUGAGACCCUGGACCUGGACGCUGAAGCUGUUGUGGCGCUUACCAAGUUCUUCGUGCUGGAGUGGAGCCAGGAGUUCGAUUAUCAGCUGUACCAUCACCUCCCGAUAUCUCUAUACUUCGGGUAAGCAUCUGCGGGAAAAAUAGAUGGAUGGGUGGAUGGAUGGGUUAGGCGUUGAUGAAUGGCUGGCUGGUCAUCUUCUGGAAACUCUUAAUGAAGCUACGAGGUCGUAUAAUGACGAAUAUGAUGGGAUGUUUUAUACGGGUUGAACAUGCUAAGUACCUAGAUACCACCUACUAAGUUCAAAAUUUCACUAUUUACCUAGACCCUCAGUAGAAAAUGGGUAGACAGAGGAUGAAAUCGCGGU